GACACAACCGACUGAAAAAACUGGAAUAAUCCGUCUCGAUUAGACAACUAUUACUGUCUCGACGACGCAAAGGAGGAAAAACCCUAACGAUCUCUCGACUUGGUCUGAGAAAAUUGGAUUAAUCUCGUAUUCGAAUCUUGUGGAUAGUGAUGAUAUAGAGAUAUUUGAAAGAUGUUCGAAUGGCUUGUGCAAAAGGUUUUAUUCGGGUACUUAGGUCGCUUCAUCAAAGAAAUCCAGAGAGAGCAACUCAAGAUCACUGUUUGGAAAGAGGAAGUCUUUUUGGAGAACGUGGAGCUGAUUCUUGAAGCGUUUGACUAUUUGCAGCUACCUAUCGCUCUUAAACAAGGACGUGUUGGGAAGUUGAGCAUUAAGAUUCCAUGGAAGAAGAUUGGAUGGGAACCCAUCAUUAUUCAGCUUGAAGAUGUCUUUAUAAGCGCAACACAACGAAGUGAUCAAGAGUGGAGUUCAGAUGUGGUUGAGAAAAGAGAGUUUGCUGGGAAGAAAGCUAAGCUUGCUGCUGCAGAACUGGGGAAAUUGUCUAAGCGUGUCUUCGGCAGUUCAGCAGGGAAUUAUGUUACGUCGUUUCUUGCAGAUAAGGCGAGUAAGAUUCUUGAUAGUGUUCAACUGUCCAUCAAAAACUUCCACAUCGUAUACUCCGAUGCACAAUCUGAAUCGGAACAAGUUGUAUUAGGAUUGCGGUUUUCAAGUUUGACAGUCUCGAAGCAAAACCCCGUUGGAAAAUCAGUUGGUAAGACGAGAGUGGGGCAAGUGAAUAAACGUGUGGAGGUUGAAGCUUUGGAAAUUUAUUGCGACAUGUAUGAAGGAGACAUGGACUUUCUAAGUGUUGAUAAAAAAGGAGAUUUUGACAACUGGUGCCAAGCGAGAGUGCAAAGCGAUGAGUUUGGUUGUUUAUUGAAGCCAGUCCAUGUUUGUGUAACACUAUCGGUCAAUCGAUCUGGAGAGCUUUAUGAUGGUCUACCUCAGUAUUCUAUCAGCGCUGAGUUGACUGAUGUGGUCAUGACUCUGAAUGAAUUUCAGUUGCAGCAGAUUCUUAUACUGUUAGAUUACUUACAAACCAGCCAAUUACGUGAGAGGUAUGGGCGAUAUCGCCCCUGCUCCAGUUCCUUAUCAAGGAAACCACCAGGGUGGCAGAGACUCUGGUGGCAUUAUGCCCAAAGAUCAAUUAUAUCUCAAGUACGGAAGAAACUUUGGAAAACUUCAUGGAGAUUUCUUGGAGAGCGAAUGACAAUGCGCAGGAGGUAUAUAAACUAUUAUAAGAUAAAGCUGGAUUUCCUUCGCAAAGAACAGUCAAUCGAUGAGGUAAUUCUUUUGGGUCUGGAAGAAAUGGAGAAGAAGUCUGACAUUGAUGAUAUCUUAAGUUAUCGGUCUGCAGCAGAAGGUGAGAUGCAGGAAGCUCGUUCAGAAUUGGCUGUGAACAUCGGAGCAGGUGGUGCCACUGGCACUGACAAGGAACAGAGUGUCUCCGAAAAGGAACAGAGUGAUGAUCCUACAUCGAAUAAGUCGCGUGGGUGGUUGAAUUGGUUGUCACGGGGAAUGCUUGGUGCCGGAGGCACAGAUGAUUCGAGUCAAUUUUCUGGUGUUGUUUCUGAUGAAAUUGUCAAGGAUAUACACGAGGCAACAAAGUUUCACCCUAUUUCUUCAUCUCCUAGAAAUAUUAGUGCAACUCGUAACUGUACGUGCUUCGUUAGACUCGACGUGCAAAAAAUUUCUGCUACUUUGCAGCAUAUAAAUGGAAGAGUUUCUCAAGCUGUAUCAGAGUUGGAAAUUUUGGGGGUGAUUGUUGAAUGCAAGUCUUGGAAAGAAUCUACAGCCAUCAUUGCUUCUGUUAUCUCUGGAAGGCUGGUCUAUCCUCGAAAUGGGAAAGAAAUUCUAACCAUGAAAGGGAAUGAUGCAAUAGAAAUGAGACCCUCACUAGAAAGGACACCCUCAUAUGGAUUGCGGCUAAAUUUGUCUGCAGAUCAAGAUGUUGCAUCGUCAUUAAAGGUCGCCCUUCAACCACUUGAAGCCGCAUAUGAUGUUGAUUUCUUUCUAGCUGUCAGUAAAUUUUUCGCUAGUUCAAGAGCCUUCAGACUUCAACACGAAAGAGUUCUAUCAUCACUCAAUGGCCUUGAAAAUGAAACGCGAUUGGUGGCGAAAACCGAAUACCUCUUAUCAAGCCGAAAUAAAGUGAAGUGGGACCUGGACAUAAAAGAUAUUACCAUUUGUUUCCCUGGACGAUUGGUUGAAUCAGAAAGCUAUAAUCUGGUUCUGGUAUUGGAAUCUCUUUCUAUUACAUCAAGUAGCACAGAUUUUCUUAAAACAAGUCCAAGAAUGCAGUCAGGUAUGGGGGAUGGUUUACAAAGUUCCCUUGCAGCCUUGAAUGUUUUUCAAGUCAAAGAUCUCUAUGACCAGUUUGAGAUCAACAUCUGUGACCUUGAGAUGAGGCUGACGAAGAUUCAUUCUUUACAAGAACUUCCCCUUGUGGAGAAAACAUCAGUACUUAUAAAGUUAGCGUCUUGUUUAAUUCCGGAAGAGUCAGUAUUGAAGCAAUUAGAGGUUGAAGCUACUCUAUCUACGGUCAAUGUACAUUUCUCUCCGUCAAUAUUUGAAGGAGUCAUGUCUGUGAUUGAAUAUCUUGAUAUUCAGGAACACGAAACUCAAGAUGUUCCACCUUACCCUGUUUCUAUUUUUCAAUUCACCAUCAAUACCAACUUGGCACUUUUCAGAUUGCACGUCAAUCUUGAAAAUGAAGGAGUAAAUAGCACAGUGCUUAUUCUUUCAAUACAGCACCUUGAUCUCUGGUAUUCACUUACCAAAUUUGAAGAGUGGUCGGUCCGUAUUAAAGCAUUGGAACUGAUAGCUUGUUCCUCUAAAGAUGCAGCUCAUAAUCAUAUUUUAUGUUCAUCUGGGGAUGUACUCGACUCGUUCUUUUCCAGUGGACAGGAGAUGUAUGCUAAAAAUAGCGGUCAAACCAACAUUAGUGAUAACGGUACAACUCCUGAAUCUGUUCUAAGCUUAAGUUGCAAGGUUUCCCGAAGUAAAAAAUCUGUUUCUCACAAGUAUACAAUCAAUUGGACGGGCGCUGAACUCCAUUGCUACCCAUACAUAUUUGGUUUACUGUCAAGUUUUUUGGAUAAGAUAACUUCCUAUAAGAUCUCUUCUGCGGAUUCGUAUCCAUCUAGCCUUCCUGCAGAGACAAGUACUCCAACAGAAAUUCCUCGGCUUGGUUUUGAAAGGUUUGGAUUCUCAAACUUCAUUGAAAGUAGAUCUUGUGGCUCCAUUCCUCUUGACAGAUAUCCAUUUAUGACCAUUUACAAUUCUGGUUCUCUUGGUAGCCUAGAUAGUUCUCUUUGUUAUUCUUCUUCUGACUGGAGGAACUCAUUUAUACUAAGGAAUAAAAAGGAUGGGACUGACAUAGGUCUGAACUGCAAAUGUGAGGGCUGUACUUUGCAACCAAACUGUGACUGUCCUCUGAAUGAGCUUUCGUUCUCCAGGGGUCAGACCAGUCUCUUUGUAGUUGAUGUGCAUGUUUCCAACACCAAUGUGCAUUUCCAUGACCCCUCGGGUGUUUUUGGAACUAUUAGACUGCCAGUAUCCAGAUACGUGCUUACCAUUUCAGACGAUUGUUUUGAUUUGGUUGCCUCUGCCGAAGACUUGAUGUUGGAGUCAUCAUUGUUCACCAACUAUUCUGGCGGAUUUCUUUGGAGAACUUCAUUAACAGAUGUCUCUCCAGUCUUGAACCUACGUGUAAGGAAGAGGAAUUUGGAGUCUUCUGGUUCCGAGCUUGAAGUGAGCAUUGGUAUUCAACACACAUGCUGCAUUUUGCCACCGGAAUAUCUAGCCAUUAUAAUUGGAUACUUCACGCUUCCUGACUGGACUUCAAAAUCAGGCGUGCAGUCAUUGCCACAAGCUACUGAGUGCACUAAAGGUUCUGAGCUUGCCAUUACUUAUAAAAUUGAGGUACUUGACUCCACUUUGAUUCUUCCUGUGGAAAAUGAUGACUGCCGGCAACUGAAAGCUAACAUACAAGAGUUAUAUAUGAGCUUUGUUCUAGAGUGUGCUUUGAGCAAUUUGGUGCAGCACAUACCGCAGGAAUGUGUUAUUCCAUGUAAUCAAGUAGCAGGGCGAACCGACUGUAUAAACAUAUUUGGGCGGGACUUAUCGCUAUCAUUGCUGUUAUCGGAGAAUGGCAUAUCAACAUUCAAGAAGGAUUCUGUGUGCAGAAAUAUCACUCUGGCUCCUAGAGUGAUUGCUGACGCUUGGAUUAGAUUACCUUGUGAUCACGAUUCGUUUUCAGAUUUGGCAUAUGUGAUGUCAAGAGUUGAAGUUUGUGAAAUCGUUGUAGAUGAUUCAGAUUCCUUGGAUGGGUUUAAGGCAUUUCUUGAUGUGGUUGAUCAGCUUUCUUUAGUUGGUGAUGAAUCAAAACUGUUCGUGUCUGAUGUUCCUCAGUUUCUUGAUACGAAGAUGCGUCUAAAGCAGGAGGUGGCAGUUGCACCCCAUGAAUCUCUCGAUAACUUCAUGAAAUUCAGAUUUUUUGUCAAUCUUUUGACGAUAAAACUGCAACGGUCUAGGAAAGAUCUUGGAACACUGCUAUCUGAACCGGUGCUCCAGGCUGAUUUGAAAUUUGUUUCCUCUGGGGACCUUAAAAAUAAUUUCCCUAUGAGCUUGGAUGUUCAGUGUUUCGAAAUUGGGCUUCAUUCAUUGCUGAGCUCAGUCAUGUUAGCUAGAUGCACCAAUGCAAAUGGGGGUCCUUCAGCACUUAAAGUCAGAUUUACGGCAGAGGUUGAAAAUGAAUAUAAACUCUGCUUUUCUCUCCCAUCCCUGGACAUCUGGUUACACUCUUUUGAUUGGAUUGAAGUUAUUGAACUUCUUAAAUCUUAUUCCCAGAAACUGGAAGACAGUAACUUGGAUAUGCAUGAUUCGAUUGAAGGGAUAAGAAACACUUGUGACAGUAGUGAUGGGGUUUUGAGCGUGCUGCAGUCUGGGGUAUCAGAGAACCCUUGUGAGGUUAUGGCUUUUGCUGCAAGAUCAGAGAUUAUUGGCUUCACAGUUUAUUUUCCUCUCUGCGUAAGCGACACAGAAUUUCCAGGGUUCAUGGCAGCUGAUAUUCACGAGAGACCUGAGGAAAAGCAUAUUAAAACUUUAAAGGGGAAAUACUGUAAAUAUGUUUCUGUUACAGCACUUAGUAGAAGCGGUGAACUCUCUGUUCUUGGGAAAGAUGUUAAACUGUGCUAUCAGAUUGAAAAGCUCAAUGGUAUUCUUGCAAUAUCCGGGGUUGAUACUGUCAGGUCUUGCUCUCUAUUUGGGGCGUCACAACUACUUGUAGAAACUAAUAUUCAGAUGGAUGAGAAGAAAAUCAUGAGCAUAGAUGUUGGGGUACUCUCUGACAAUUUGAAGAUGCAUGCAUCUCAUCAAGUAUUAUCUUUCUGGAAUGGAGUUACAUUUGAUGCACCGGAGACGCCAUCUUCACAAAGUUUUCAAGGAAUCAUAAGUAUGAAAUUCCAGAUAAGAGAUGCAUCUCUUCUUAUAUCAGAUGGAAGGUGGGGAUGUAGCGGUCUGCUUCUUGAAGUUAUUAUGAGAAACUUUCUCCUGCAAGCUAAUCUUACCGAAAAUAAUGUGGAGAGUUUGAUUUCAUGUGACCUUGAAGUGAAUUAUAAUAAUAUGCACAAGGUAUUGUGGGAGCCUUUUAUUGAACCCUGGAAUUUUGAUAUUAAGUUAUCCAGAAAAUUCGAGGCAAAUGCUUUGGUGAACAACGCUGGACUUACUGAAGUAAUUGUUGCAUCAUCAAAUCAGCUCAAUGUGAACUUAACAGAAUCUCUUUUUGAGUGCAUUAUCAGGAUAAUUGAGAUGUCCAACGCUUUGGAAUUGAUGGAAACAGAUGAUGUUCCUGACGAUAAGAGUUUGUCAGUUUACUGCACCGAAAAUACUAAUACAGAACGAUACUCUCCCUAUGUACUUCAAAAUUUAACUUCUCUUCCUUUGGAGUUCGAAGUUUUCCAAGGGCGCAAUUCACAUAUGCUCAAUAUUUCAGCUCGGGUGGCUCAGAAUAUAGUGCAACCUGGUUCCUCUGUUCCCAUAUAUCUCGAUAAUACUGAUGCCACACAUUAUUAUAUGAAGGUCCAACUUGAUGGAACAUCUUUUGCUUCUCCUCCUCAUUCAAUGGAUCGAAUUGGCCUUUCCUAUUUUGAGGUUGACUUUUCCAAAACAUCAAACUCUAGUAAUAAUGUUGGGAAAGCAAGUAAAUCUGGUUCUGGGAACAGCUUUGUUGUUCCUGUUGUGUUUGAGGUUUCAUUGCAUCAGCAGAGCAAGUUGAUACGAGUAUAUUCAACAGUAAUAAUUUUAAACUCCACCUCCAUGCCUUUGGAACUUCGCUUUGACAUUCCAUUUGGUGUCUCCCCGAAGAUUCUAGAUCCAAUUUUCCCUGGUCAAGAAUUUCCACUGCCUCUACACUUGGCCAAGUCUGGCCGUCUACGGUGGCGUCCCCUGGGAGAUUCUUUUUUGUGGAGUGAAGCUCAUAGCAUCUCCAAAGUUCUUUCUCAAGAUAGCAGGAUAGGAUUUCGCCGAUCAUUUGCAUGUUAUCCAUGUCACCCUAGCCAUGAACCAUUUCGGUGUUGCAUAUCUGUUGAGAGCUCUAGCCUGCCAGCAUCAUUUUAUCUGAAUGAUUUUCCAGAUGGAAAAUUUGGUCGGCAGUUGCACGAUAUUGACCAAUCAAGGGAGCAAUUCAUUCAUCAAGUGACUUUAAGUACUCCAUUUGUUGUGAGCAGCUGUCUUCCGGAACCAAUAUCACUUUCAAUAGAAAGUGGUGGCAUCACCCAGACUGCAUCCCUUUCUGAGGGGGAGACUCCGUUCUAUCAUAUUGAUCCUUCACAUGACCUGGUCCUUGAGUUCAAACUAAAUGGCUCUAGAUCAUCAUCUUUAAAGUUUCCUCGCUCAGAAACUUUUAGUACAUUGGCUAAGUUCAGUGGAGGGAAGUUCACUCAGACUGAAACUCUUUCCUUUGAUUCAUAUCCCAAUGGUGGUUCUGUUUAUGUAUCUUGUGAGAAAACAAUGGAUGUAACAUGUGGGGCACGAGAAGUAUUCAUCUAUGUCCCAUUUCUAUUGUAUAACUGCACUGGGACUCCUCUGAUUGUUUCGGACUGCACCAAUGAAGCCAAAGCUUACAGCGUAAUUCCAUCCUGCUACAACCUUGUUGAGCAGCAUUUUGUUCAGAGUCAAAAAGUUGGUCUUGGAAUUUUGACCUCUGAUAAAGAUUUGCUAGAUAAAUUCCCAAAUGCGGAUUCCCCUUCUAGUCCUUCUUCAUCGGAGUGCAGCACCACUGCAUCCAGUACUGAGAAAUUUCUGGAUAGGCAUGUGACUCCAUCAACUCGGCAAGUCCCUUUAGCAUACCCAAAAGACUCGGCAACUGUUCGCAAGAAAAGUCUUUCUUCGAAAAGUUUUAGGGAGUUGUGCUUCCAAGGUAAUGAGCCUGGCAAAGUUAAGGCAUGCAUUUAUUCACCUUGUCCUAUUUCCAAGGCCAGUGACGGCAGUAUCCGAGUCAAAAAGGACCUGCCAGGGUCGGAUAAUUUAGAUAGCCCAUACUCUCUGUGGUCUGCUCCAUUUCCUCUUGUUCCACCUGGUGGUUCAACAAAUAUAGUUGUCCCACAACCACAGCCUGGUGAAUCAUCUUUGUUAUCUGUUACGUGUACUAUUCUUGGUGGUGCAUUAGCAGGAAGAACGCAAGCAAUUACUUUCCAACCAAGAUACAUCAUCUGUAACUCAUGCAGCCGUAACUUAUGCUAUAAGCAGAAGGGGACCAAUUUGGUUUCUCAGUUGGCUGUUGGACAGCAUUCGCAGCUUCAGUGGACAGAUACUACAAGGGAAUUACUAGUUUCGAUCCGUCUAAAUGAGCCAGGAUGGCAAUGGUCAGGCAGCUUCUUGCCAGAUCAUUUAGGUGAUACUCAACUGAAGAUUUGGAACUAUGUUAAUAAAACUUUCAACAUGGUGCGGGUGGAAGUUCAGAAUGCCAAUAUGUCUAGCGGAGAUGAAAAGCUUCUAGGGAAUGUCCAUGGAAAUGUCGGGACAAACUUUAUUCUGUUAUCAGAUGAUGACAUGGACUAUAUGCCUUACAGGAUUGAUAAUUUCUCGAAUGAGAGACUAAGAGUUUAUCAACAGAAAUGUGAAACUUUUGAUACCAUAGUUCAUCCUUACACGUCUUGCCCUUAUGCUUGGGAUGAACCUUGUUAUCCACAUCGUUUGACCAUUGAGGUUCCCGGAGAUCGUGUAAUAGGCUCUUAUGCAUUUGAGAUAACUAGACAACCUAUUCCAGUGCACUUACGCUCGACCGCUGAGAAACCUGAAAGGACAUUGCUGCUAUCUAUCUGUGCUGAAGGAGCUACAAAGGUUUUCAGUAUUGUAGAUUCAGGUCAUCACACCAUGAAAGAUAUAAAGGAAACGUUUAACUCUAAAUUUCAUGAGAAGGGAAAGCAAAAGCUUCAAACGGAUAAUAUCAUCCGUUACACUGAGAAGUUCUUACUUGUCCUGCCAAGCAUUGGUAUUUCUUUGGUUAAUUCUCAACCACAGGAAUUGGUUUACGCUUGUGCGUCAAAUGUUGUGUUAGAUCUGAGUCAAAGUGUAGAUCAGCAGAAGCUUUCCUUUCAUAUAUCUUCAUUACAGAUAGACAACCCACUUCACAAUUCUUCGUAUCCUGUCAUAUUGUCAUUCAGUGAUGACCACAGAGGCAUUCCUCUCGAUUGGGGUAUUAAGGAUAAAGCAAGAUUUUUUGAAUCUGUUGAGCAACUUAGAUGUAAUACCCGUGAUGCUGUACUCUACAUUGGCUUAGCAAAGUGGCGGAAGAAAGAUGUUUCAUUAGUUUCUUUUGAGUACAUAAAUAUAAGGAUUGGUGAAUUUGGACUUGAGCUCGAGCUACAAACACUACUAUCCUUGUUGGAGUUCGUAAAAGCAGUGCUUCCUAAUUCUCAGGCUAGGCUCUUGCCUCUCUCAGAUCCAACAGUGCAUCCUCUAAUCUAUGACACUGGUUCCAAAGAUAUAAGUGUGGAAGAUGCUCCACCACAUGCAAGAAACAUUCUUGUAUUUAACAAAAGCCAGAGAAGCACUGUAUCUCUACCUACAGUGGUUCCGAUAGGAGCUCCUUGGCAGCAUAUUCACUUGUUGGCUCGAAGACACAGGAAACUUUAUGUUGAAACAUUCGACUUAGCUCCUAUUAAGUUUACAUUAAGCUUCUGCAGUGCUCCCUGGAUGCUUAGAAAUGGUAUUCUUGCUUCAGGGGAGUCCCUUAUCCACAGAGGUCUCAUGGCUCUUGCCGAUGUCGAGGGUGCUCGAAUACAUCUCAAGCAAUUGACAAUUGCUCAUCACAUGACUAGUUGGGGUUCAUUUCAGGAGAUCCUUAUUGGGCACUACACCCGUCAAAUUCUUCAUGAGAUGUACAAGGUGUUUGGCUCUGCUGGCGUUAUUGGUAAUCCCAUGGGGUUUGCGAGGAAUGUUGCUGUUGGAAUCAAAGAUUUCCUGUCAGCUCCAAGCAGGAGUGUCUCAAAAAGCCCAGCAGGAAUUAUUCAAGGAAUGGCUCAUGGAACAACGAGUCUAUUGAGUAGCACUGUUUAUGCUUUAAGUGACGCUGCCACUCAAUUUAGUAAAGCUGCACACAAGGGUAUUGUUGCAUUUACCUUCAGUGAACAUGAUGUUGCAAGGAUGGAAAAGCAGCAAUUAGGCGAAGGCUCACGUAGUAAAGGAGUUAUAGGUGAAGUGUUUGAGGGACUCACUGGUCUCCUUCAAUCACCGAUAAGAGGAGCUGAGAAACAUGGUCUUCCAGGCGUCAUAUCAGGAAUGGCUUUGGGGAUUACUGGACUUGUUGCAAGACCAGCGGCUAGUAUCCUUGAGGUGACUGGAAAAACCGCACAGAGUAUCAGAAACCGAAGCCGGAUUCAUAACAUGAGAUCCCAAAGGCAUAGGCUUCGCCUUCCCAGGCCACUGAGCAGAGAACUCCCUCUAAGGCCUUACUCAUGGGAAGAAGCGGUGGGGACAGCAGUACUGACUGAGUUCGGAGAUGCUCUGAAGUUCAAAGGCGAGACGCUAGUCAAAUGCAAAGGCCUCAAGCAAGAAGGAGCGUUCGUUGUAAUCACAGGGAGACUAGUAUUGGUUCUAAGCAGCCCCAGCUUGGUAGAUUUUGGCAAACCGGGAUUUCUAGGAGUUCCAAUAGAUUUGGUGUGGAAUAUCGAAAGAGAAAUCGGUUUGGAGAGCGUGAUACACACGGACUGCAGCGGUGGAGUUGUCCGAAUCAUAGGAAGCAAUUCAGAUGGUGUAUGGAACUGGAGACAGAACCAGCAAAAGAAGAGUAGUCCGAGCAGGAAACGAUGGAAUGAUACUUCAGCUCAGCCGCUUCUGCAGACCAACUUAGAGCUUCCAUCGGAGGAAGAAGCAGAAGAGUUGCUGAGUGUGUUGUUGUCCACUAUUGAAACUGGGAAAAGCAGGAGCUGGCACAGUCAAUUUGUUUUAAAUCGAAGUAAUAUCAGUUAA
This is a messenger RNA of Eruca vesicaria subsp. sativa (arugula), 10509 nucleotides long. NCBI's taxonomy places the organism in Eukaryota, Viridiplantae, Streptophyta, Magnoliopsida, Brassicales, Brassicaceae. The record is from the annotation of a GenBank genome assembly.